CCGCCCUCACGUGAUGGCGGCGCCUCCUCCCUCGCGUAAUGGCGGCGCCCCCUGACGGGACGGGCAGCGGCGGCAUGGCGGCCGCAGCGGGGGACGGCGACGGGGCCGGGCCCUGCCCCAGCGGGGACAGCGGGGACAGCGGACACGUCUCCCAGAGCCACAGCAACGCCUCCGGGCUGGGCGAGCAGGAGGACGAGGAGGGGGACGCCCUGGAGGCGUCGCUCAGCGCCACCGCCGCCGCGUACUCCGCCUACCUGCUCGUCGACCGCAGUGCCUUCAGCGAGCAGGUGGAGAGCUUGGAGAAGAGCCUGGACGACCUGCUGACCAGGGUGGAUGAGUUCGUGGGGAUGCUGGACAUGAUCAGAAGUGACUCCUCCCAAGUCAUCAAUGAAAGCAUACCCGAAAUUUACGCAAAAGCUACAGAAAUGAGGCAGGUAUACAAGAAGAUUGACAACCUAGAGGCUUUUGUGAAGAUGAUUGGAAACUGUGUGGCUGGAAUGGAGGAACGGGUCAUAAAGGCAGAAACGGACCUUGGAGCUUUUCCAAGCACAUUCAAGAAAAUCUUGCACACAAUCAGCAUGCCAUCCUUCCUUAACAAAUCGUCUUCCUCGCGACAGCAGACCCUCUAUGAACCUCCAGUCCUCUUCAAGACUGAAGACUAUUUUCCAUGUCUUAAUGAAGCACCUUAUUGACAAUUUUUGUUUGGGGAUUGGAAUUAAUCAGCCAGAAUAGAGAAAGCCAAGUGAACAAAAGAAAUGCUAACCUCAAAACAGCUGCAUUUCUGAGCGUUAUUAAUGGCAUAUUGCCACUCUGAUUCUCCUUGUCUUCCUUCAGGCAGUGUUUUCAGGUAAUCUUUGUGUAUAUUGUUUGAAAAGUCUUCCUAAAACACGGUAUACGUUUUCAGAUUAUAUUGGGGAAUGAACUUCUGCAGCAGGGUUGUGUUUUUUUUUAAUAGGGAAAUAAUAGGAAACAUACUUUUAUAUUAUAUAUCUUUUAACACAUCAAUAUCUGAGCUGCUGCAAAUGUAAACAGCUGUACCUCAAGGAUGUCCUUUUUUAAAAAUAUACUGACUGAGGUGAAAGAAAAAGCCGUAUGCAUAAAUUCACUGUAAGUUUUGGAACUUGGUCCCUGCACUGUGUGUAGCACUGCAUCAGGAUGUGCAGGUGGCAAGGGGAGGACUCAGAAGAUUGGCGAGGAGUCAAGGACGUGGCUUGGCGCAUACGAUCCUCUCCCAGGUCACAACACAACAUCCUGCCCCUGCUGAUGAUCAACAGGUCACUGUGGCCAUACCUUCUAAUUACUGCAGCAUUGUUUUGUUUGAUGUGGGAGCAGGUGGGCAUGGUAUAUCUAAUCUGCUGUCAGAAAGAAAAGGUAUGUAAACUGAGGCACAGCCAUCCCUGGGCUGAGCCUCUGUAGGACACCUGACCUGACCUGACGCUUCUCCCUUUCAAACCUCUGUGCAGUGACUGGGGCUGCUUCUGCUGACUGGAGUGGGAGUAAAAUGUCAAUAAACUAAUGGCUGUCUAAC
This is a messenger RNA of Oxyura jamaicensis (ruddy duck), 1528 nucleotides long. It is a transcript of the gene BLOC1S4, whose product is annotated as biogenesis of lysosomal organelles complex 1 subunit 4. The record is from RefSeq and is a predicted model, not a curated record. The transcript has 5 exons. Lineage: Eukaryota; Metazoa; Chordata; Aves; Anseriformes; Anatidae. Bases 39 to 692 code for a protein of 217 amino acids. Gene Ontology annotation, cellular component: BLOC-1 complex.